GAGAAAGAGAUUGUGUGUGCCUUGUGUGUAUGACUAUGCGUUGGUUCUGUUGGCCGGUGAAGUCAUUUUACGGAUGAAAUACUGAGAAGUUUUACAUAAAAGCUGAAUCAACUCAGGUGAUAUUUCCAUCAGAAAUACAAAUACAAGGAACAAUUUUAUUUUUGUUUUGGCAAAUGAGAAAACAAUCCUAGAACAAAAAUUUCGACUGAUAAGCGCAAAAUGAAACUAACAGUUAUCUCUUUGCUACUCACCUUCGGAAUAUGGAAAGUUUAUGGGGCCAACCAAAUAUUUUGUUAUUACACUAGUUUCGCCCAAACACGAAGAGGAAUUGGUAAAUUUGUCCCAGAAAAUAUCAAUCCAUAUCUGUGUACGCACAUCAUAUUUGCUUUUGUCGACGUUUCCAGAGAUGGUCGCAGUUUGGUUCCAGUUAACGAUAAUGAUGUUCAACCCGAAAGAGGUCUUUAUGAUCGGACUUUGGCACUAAAACGAAAAAAUCCUAAACUGAAAAUUCUUCUGGCUGUCGGUGGUUGGAAUAUAGGUUCUCAGCCCUUUUUGCCAAUGAUAUCCAAUCGAUUUAACCGUUAUGCGUGGGUAAGAAACGUGGUUAGAUAUCUGCGACGGUAUGGCUUUGAUGGGUUCGAUAUGGACUGGGAAUUUCCAGGUACUCGAGGGAGUCCACCCGGCGAUAAGUAUAGGUUCACCCAAUUAAUGAAGGAACUCUAUGAAACAUUUGCUGCUGAAGCGCGAAAAACUGGUCGCGAGAAACUUAUACUGACUUUGGCUACGGCAUCAGGAUCGUUUUUCAUAGGUAAAGCUUAUGAACCCCGAAAAGUCAUAAACUACGUUGAUUAUAUGCUGUUGAUGACGUAUAACUAUCACGGCCAAUGGGAAGAAGUGACUGGACAUCACAGCGGGAUUUUUAAACAUUGGAAAGAUGGAUCUGGCGAGAAGAGCGAACUAAAUGCGGAAUGGUCUAUUAAUUUUUGGCUUAGGGCUGGUAUCCCUCGAUCUAAACUCAUUAUUGGUAUCCCUACCUAUGGAAUGAGCUACACUUUACAAGAUCCUAAUACUCACGACUUAUUUGCUCCAGCAAACGGUGGCGGUAAUAAAGGUGCUUAUACAGAUGAAAAAGGUGUUCUGUCAUAUUAUGAGAUAUGUGAAAAUAUUCGAGAACGGGGUUGGAAAAGCGCCUGGAUUGACCCACAGAAAGUACCUUAUGCCUACGGAGGUAAUCAAUGGGUGGGUUUCGAGAAUAUAAUCAGUGUUCAAAUUAAGGCUCAAAAUAUCAUCAACAAAGGCCUAGCCGGGGCGUUUAUCUGGUCCCUGGAGAUGGAUGACUUCACUGGUUCAUGCGGACAAGGUAGAUUUCCGCUGACGAACAAAAUCAGUAACAUUUUGCUGUCAUCUGACGUUGAUUACGAGUAUCCAGAUGACGUUCAACCACCAAAUACCAUUUUAGAAUUUACAACAAGGGCGGCAAGAGUCAACAAUGUAGAUUGUACAAAAGCCCCUCGGAAACGUUUAGCAGACCCGAGAUCCUGUAGGCACUACAUACUGUGUCUGCCCAGCAACCAGGCCAUAAGAAUGAAAUGUCCAAAAGGAACACGCUUUGAUCGAAGUAUUAGUAUGUGCACUUAUUACCGUGGUGCAACCUGCUAAUAUAAACAAGUAUAAAUAAUUGGCAAAACAUAUCGAGAAGAUUUCAUUUUAUUUUUGUCGCUGUGAAUUUGAAUAACGACAAAAAGAAACAAGCCUUGAACAAUACUUAAAUGCUUCUCUUUAAAUUAACAACAAACUGUCACAUUGUAACAUCUGUGGAAUUAGUCUGUCAAAUAGGAUUGGCUGGAUUUAAUCAAUACUAGACUCGAAACUGCUCGCUUUGAUACAUUUUAAAAUAUGUAACUGAUGACUCCUCGAUAAAGAGUUACAUCAUAUACAACUGCUGCAACAAUCAAUAUGACCAAUCAAGUUUUGUAAGGUAUUUUUUUUUUGCUGAUUGUUAUCUGGUCAAGAAUUCAGAUAAUUCCAUACAAUAUUUCUAUUAAAACAAAAUAUGUAUUUUGUAAUAAACCAAAUAAAACAAAUAUGAAAAAAUCAAAAUGUGACCAAAUAAGCGCUUCUGGUUUUGAAUAACAUUUAAAAACC
This is a messenger RNA of Octopus sinensis (East Asian common octopus), 2145 nucleotides long. Its product is annotated as chitinase-3-like protein 1. Bases 220 to 1659 code for a protein of 479 amino acids. Gene Ontology annotation, biological process: carbohydrate metabolic process; chitin catabolic process. Lineage: Eukaryota; Metazoa; Mollusca; Cephalopoda; Octopoda; Octopodidae. The transcript has 12 exons. The record is from RefSeq and is a predicted model, not a curated record. Gene Ontology annotation, molecular function: chitin binding; chitinase activity. Gene Ontology annotation, cellular component: extracellular region.